Molecule: messenger RNA, 2207 nt
Organism: Ooceraea biroi (clonal raider ant)
Lineage: Eukaryota; Metazoa; Arthropoda; Insecta; Hymenoptera; Formicidae
Gene: qvr
Product: glycosylphosphatidylinositol-anchored protein quiver
Biological process (GO): regulation of synaptic transmission, cholinergic; sleep; positive regulation of voltage-gated potassium channel activity
Source: RefSeq, a predicted model, not a curated record
CUCUCCGCGAACGGUGCGUCGACUCGCGCGCGUGUCAGUUACUUAAAAGCCUUCUGGACGCCACUUUACGGCGUAGCCACGGCCGCAUCGUAGUCGCAUCGUAGCGUUUCGCGAAACUGCAUCGUGCUGCAUCGUGGCCUCGUUAAGUGCGCUUCGCCAUCGCCAUGCACCGGUGAUGUAGACUCGUCGAUGGACGCGCCGAAGGGUGUCUAAGCUUGAGGAAAGUGUGAACGCGCGGAGGGGUGCCGGGUGUCGCUAGCAGGGUCGACAAUCGAGGCCGAGAUCGCGAGACGAUAUGACGCGAGAGAUGACAAUAAACAACAGGGAGAAAUAGGCGUUAUAUUUCGAGAUCAUUGAAAAAGAGGAUAUAUCGGUGCCGCCACAAGAAAGAGAGAGAGUUAGUCCUUCUGGACUUGGUGGUGUGAAAAGAUAAGAAAGUCUGAGAAACGCGGCUGAAUCAGCUUACGCUAAUCGGCCGUCUUUUGGUGCUCGAGGAAGCCUCGAUAUGACACGAAGCUGAAGACGAAGUGCAAAGGAGAUUCCGCCGCUGUCAGCAUGUGGACGAAUCACUUGAUAGUGGCGGCAAUUGUACUCGCGGUUGUCAACGUCUGUCAUGCGGAGUGCCAGACUCGCUCCGUUUACUGUUAUGAGUGCGACUCAUGGACGGAUCUCAGGUGCAAGGAUCCUUUCAACUACACGGCAUUACCCAGGGACCAGCCGCCCCUGAUGACGUGUAACGGAUGCUGCGUGAAAAUGGUCCGCAACGCGAAAUCACCGUACGAGAGCGUGAGGAGAACCUGCACCUCGCAGCUACAAAUAAACUUAUUCAUGGUGGACCACGUGUGCAUGAUGGAAAGUACCGGCACUGGUCACAUGUGCUUCUGUGAGGAGGAUAUGUGCAAUCGUGUACCCCCGACCUCGCGCUCGAAUCCCGUACUCCUGCUGAUCCUGUCGACCAUCCUUGUUCUGCGCUCGGCCGUCUUAGGAGCCUCCGCUUGCUUUGUAGAACGUUGCAAUGAUCACGUCGUAUAACACCAAUUAACUCGAUCCACCCAUCGCAGUGGCGUCCAAUCAUAUCCUUCGUAGAGAUUCUAGCGAGUCGACAACACGACCACUUGUCGGAACGAACGAUCGAGCUGGCUUCGAUCCCGAAAGAAGGCUAGAUCCUUCGUCGUGCAAAAGAAAGUAAUAGUAAGUCGGUGGUAAGCAGCGGGACGGAGACGAUCGACGCAUCAGUACAGAGUUUAUCAUUAAUUUCGUGCCUCUUUAAAAAGCGUGUUAUCGAUUGGAUCGCAGAUAGAGAUGGAAUAUAUUUGUAUGAUACAUAAAAAUUUUAUCAAAGUUGCAUAUCUCGCGGUAGAUAAUAUAUACGCAUCACGAGGAAUGCGCGCGAAUGUUGAGUUCGAUACAUAUUGAGCGUUGGAAGGAGACAUGAAUAGCAAAUAAUAUUCAUUCAUCUAUUCUUCUAAGAAAUAUUAUCGUAUUAACUACUGCAUCGCAGAGUUCGAAUUAAUUUCGAUUUAUAUAUAUAUUUUUAAUGUAAAAAAAACUGAUAUUAAAUUGCAAUUGUAACAGUGCUUGUUUUAGUACAGAUCCCGUUCUAAAUAUUGGAUUGAAUCAUCGUAAUGUCUAUCUGGUUAACGGAUAGCGUUCGAUUUUCUCGUUUUCGAUGAUCGAUAAUUUCGAGAGUUCUACUAUAAGAGAGUGGCCCCCUGAUUUAUGUGCAUCGUUCGUUCCGAUCACUGGCCUUAGCAUCGAGAUUACCUAGGAGUUUCUCGUGUAGAAAUCAUCCCGAUUGUCCAGUCGAUUUCUCGGACGAUCUCGGCGCGAGCUCCGAGUUCUCCGUUAGUUGCUCAUCGAGCAAGCACGGCUGGCAUCGUUACAAUGCAUUCGUGAUAAACUCUGAGGAAGGAACCUCAGUGAAAAGAAAAGAUUGUUAUCAUGUGAAAUUAAUAUUGAGUUACUAUUGAUUUUAAAUAAUCUGAAUAAUAAGUCUAAAACAAUCUUUGUAACAAAACUGAGGUAAUUUGCGUAAUCUUAUCUUAUUUCAGCUCUCUUUUCCAGUUAAUUUUGUAUUAUUCAAAUUAUUAUAAGUUAUUUCUCUAUAGUAUAUAUAAUUUUGAAAUUUUUUUCAUUUAUAUCAGUGUUAUAUAUUGAUGUUUUAGUGAUAUCAAAAUAUUAUAAUAAAAUUAUUAUAAAUCAUAAAU